CCCAGACAUGAGAGCUUACGGACUGGCGCUUCCCUAUCGUUCAUAUACCGACGUAACAGUGCCCGGGAUACGAAUUAUUAUACGUCUUUUUGUGAUGGUUCUGAUCAUUUCCUCAAUGUUUAAUGUGACACGCAGUAUCAACGAAAAUGUGCCAUUUAUAUCAAAAAAACUAAACAGUAGCUGCUCCACGUCAUCAUCUAUAUGGCCGAGUUUUUACACACUUUCCGCCGUCAAACGGAUACUUACCCUUUCGAUUCUCCCAACAGCAGAUGCAAGAGCAGUAGACUCAUCAUUUCCUAACCCACCGGCCUACUUCCGCGACCAAGAACAUAUGCAAAAUUAUGUCCGAGCGUUAAAUUAUUACUUCCAAGUGUUUGGAAGACCAAGGUUUGGAAGGUGAUACCGGUCAACUCCGACCCUCACUUGCAAAACUGAUACCGCACAAUUAUAUGCGUG
This is a messenger RNA of Opisthorchis viverrini, 456 nucleotides long. RefSeq lists its product as hypothetical. Bases 8 to 400 code for a protein of 130 amino acids. Gene Ontology annotation, cellular component: extracellular region. NCBI's taxonomy places the organism in Eukaryota, Metazoa, Platyhelminthes, Trematoda, Opisthorchiida, Opisthorchiidae. The record is from RefSeq and is a predicted model, not a curated record. Gene Ontology annotation, molecular function: hormone activity. The transcript has 2 exons.